Molecule: messenger RNA, 4225 nt
Organism: Ostrea edulis (European flat oyster)
Lineage: Eukaryota; Metazoa; Mollusca; Bivalvia; Ostreida; Ostreidae
Exons: 2
Coding region: 232-1596 (454 amino acids)
Source: RefSeq, a predicted model, not a curated record
UUGAUUGAGGAUAUGCUCUGCACUGCCAUCACUGCAUGUGUGAGUCACACUUGACUGGUUAGUUUUUAGCUUGGAGCUGAAUAGCCAGAGGCACUUGUAAUGCUGAUACAUGACAAAGAGGAAACACUUUAGAGACUAAUUAUAAAUUUUAAUCGAAGUCUGUAAGUGGAGACUCUCUAAAUUUAGAUCCAUAUGUGAAACAUUGAUCUAGCAGACAAAGAGAUCAACACCAUGGGGAAGAAGUGUUGUAGUAAGGUGUAUAUUCAGCUAAGAACCAAUCGGGCUGUGCAGAUAUUUGUGUUCCUGGUAAUGUUUGCACUAAACACGGCUGACUUAACAAAUGACUGGCUUUUAUACCAUGAUGUAGCUGCAGCUCAGGAAGGACUGGCCUUUGGACCCACAGAGGAAAGUGUUCGCAUCUCUCUUCUUUUCUUCUCCAUUGUUGGUGCUGUAGUCUUUGUUUUUGAAAUAGUAAAUUUUGGGAGGGACAUUUUCCGAAGAAAUCCUUGGCUGGAUAUGGACUUAGCGUCAACUUUGGUCAUUUGGUUGGAGGAUAUUCCACAAAUCACUAUAAGUCUUGUGAUUCUAGCAUGCCGAGAAGAAGCAAUCAGCAUCUUCCAGCUUGGUAAAGCCUCUGUGGUCAUUCUGGGGGCUCUAAUACGGCUUUUCAUAGGAAUUGUGUGGGCCUGUCGCAGAAGAUCAGAGGAGGUUGCGUGUAUCAUAAGAAACAAGGGGAAAAAUGUCGACUGCAAAAAACAGAAGCACCCAGUCGUCAGAUUUUUCAUGUUCCUGGGUUUAACUCUUUUAGUCUUUGGAUCAUGUCUAAUCUUUUUAUUCACUCAAACAACUUGGAAGCACACUGGCUUUUUAAAAUUCAAUGAACCGCAUUCACUGUUUGAAGGGGAAUUUAUAGAUGAACAUUACUUUCAGAGAGUUGGGGUGUACGGAAACAUUGGAUUCUUGGACAAUCGCAAAAAUAUGCCAUCUGAGGAUCACUGGGUUCGGUUGUUUGAAAUUCAUGAUUUACGCCAUGAGUAUAACAGCAUCAACAUUUUACUAGAAUUCUCAAAUGACAGAAAAUUUCUCCAAGUCACACGAAUCAUUCCAAAUUAUAACAAAACUACAGCCUGCUUCAACAUAGAAAUGAAUGGAAAUUUUACAGUCUUGUCUGAUCCAUCUUGCUCAGGAGCAUCAUCAAUGACCACAAAAACUCACAAAAUCAUUUUCAAGUUCCAAUAUGUCUCCCCAACCAGUCAUCGUAUCCUUGGUGACAUCACAUACAAUGUCAAAGGAACAGUGAACAAAAGCUGUGAGCAAGGGUCAGUCAGUACCGAUCCCUCGACUGGGAACAGUUACAUCAUGGUGGGUAAUUUCACCACCGCCCUCAGGUACUACCAAGUCAAAGAGGACUACCAGUAUAAUAACUACAUGAUUACCGACAAUUCCACCUCCAGUCAUCUGCUGCAGUUUUACUCUCCACAGCGCCACCUAGAGGACAUCACCUCUGUCUGGAGAACUGGAUUUCUUGGCUGCAAAUAUUCAGGCAGUGUAUCUCCACAUCAGGAUUCUGGAUUGUCAACAGAUUGUGAUGCGUAAUCAACACACUCAUUGCAGGAUAUUUUGUGCCUUCUAUCUUAUGAAGAAGUAAUAUUGAGACGGGACCAAUGGCAAAAUCUAUUAAACAUGGUCAGAGACAUACAGUAUAUCUCAGACACUGUAUAAAUAGUGUAUUCAAUUCUGUUUAACAGAAAGAUACAUUUUAAUUUAUGUUCCAGAGCUCAUCCAAAGUUGUCACAAAAUAAGUUCUUUCUGCCUGCCUAAUUUUUCUUAGAGCAAGUAUUUAUUUUCAGAGCUUAAAUGAAAGUCCGAGAAGUCUGUCUUGAGAACCCAAUUUUUGUCACCACCACAGUAUUUACUUGUUCUGAUAUCAAUCAAAUACCACCUGCAAAUAUGGAUGAUAUCCAAUACGACUGACAUGACCAGCCAAGCAUGCUACCCUGUGAUUUGUGUCUGUAUAACAAUCACCUAUUUACAGAGACAGGGUCCUUUUAACGUAUUGCGAGUUAUUUCCAUCGGAAUAUUCAAAUGGUUACCAAUUGUGAAACUGAAUGUAGCCUGUUUUCCUUGUUAGCUUAACACUAAAGAAACAUCCACCUGGUUAGAACUUGAAACAUCAGGUAUCAGCAUUAGAGAGAAAAUUCAUUAUCCCUCAAUGGCAGACACUGUGCCCUGCAGGCCCUGUCCACCAAAUUGAAAAUGCCAUAAAAACCGCAAUCAUGCUCUGAAAAAUAUGCUGAAACUUUUGUAAGACUUCAUGGGAUAAUUUACUAUUAACAUUGUCAUAAGUCUGUAAUCUAUUUACGAAAUGGAAUUUCUAAAAGGUCAUGUUUUGAAAGUCAGAUUUUUAAAAAUCUAAUUACUCGAUAUGGACACCUUUUAAGUUUAUUUCUUAGCUGAUUAUAUGUACAAAAGUUAUUCUUUUCCGAAGUUUUUCAUGAAGUAUGCAGUGUUAUAGAUGUCUCCAGAACAUGGACAGUCCGAUGAUGCAUCCUGCUUGUGCUUAAGCAAUUUCAAAACAAAAUCGAAAACCACUUUUUGAUAUUUCCAUAACCAUUUUCAUGUUGCAGACUGACACAUUUAACAUCCCAACCAUUUUGAUUGUCUAAUUCAAGGAAAUUCUAGUGUCGUACAAUUGGAGGUUUCCUCUAUUUCCGUUAUGGACACAUUUAAUCAUUCUGUAUAAAAAUUAGUGUCCCUUCAAACCAUGAAAUAACAUCUGCGCUGCAUUAUAUAGGCCACACCUACUUUUCAGGUAACAGUAAGGUUACUACUCGGGUCCUUAGAACACUUGGACCUCAGUUUACAAACUUGAUAAAUAACCAUUUGCUAUAUAUUUUACUUAAAUUCAUUUUAAAAAAAAUUUAAAAACAUGUUUUGCCCUUUUAGAUGCUAUUUUUAUUAAGAAUGUUUUAGAGUUGUAAAUGAAAUAUUUUUACAAUUUCUUUAAAGGCAUUGGCAAGUCAAUUGAAUUUAUAACAGAAUUUCAUAUAAAAGCUUAAACAAUUUCAUGAUGAUGGUGCAUUUUUUUAUAUGAAGAUACCCUUUUUAUCAAAAUUCAUAAUCAUCCAAAAUUUCUCAAGUUUCUUCUUUUAGAUUUACUCUCCUUAAUAAAUGCCUAUCAAAUAUUCAACUAAUAUUGUUAUGUUAUUGACAUAUUGAAAUUAAUUAAUUGGUCACUAAUUAGCUCAACAAAGAAACAUCCAUUUGACCAUUGUUUGGUAAAGUAAUGGCCUAAGGGGCAGUCAUGGCCAACAGGAAAUCAAACAACCAACAUAGUCUAAUCCUUUUUUCUUGUGGAGUAUUGUCUUGCCAAUGACCUGUCACGAUUGUAAUAAAUGACAUGAUAAUUCACAUUUAAUGCUUUGUACUGUGUACUUUUGUAUUAUGUAUUUGACGUUGAAGACCAGUAUGUGUGUGUGUUUGCGAGUGUGUUUAUGUGCGAGACCUCAUAUAACCAAUCCAAACCCUUAUUACCACUCAUAGCCCGUUUAAGUGCUCCCAGCCCCAAUAACCACUCCCAGAUCCUAUAAGCACUUGUCAGAAAUAAAAAGUGAUCCGGGCAUAUAGUUUUACCCUUGUCCAUCCUUCAGCAACACCCAGUUUUUCGGACUUUUUUUCCCCCAAGUGCCUUGAGAUAUUGAACUGAUUUUUUGUAUGCAGAUGUAUAUUGAUGAGUUAAAGAUCAAGUUUGAGUUUUGUUCCAGUUCAUUGAUUUUUGAUGGAGUUGUGCCCUAUUAACGCAGAAAAAUUACUGUUAUGACCAGUUUUCCAGACUUUUUACUGAAUAAUCAUAUGAUGUUAUUGAUUCAGAACUUUUAUGAAGUAUGAAUUUAUCUUAUGGCUGUUAAAACAUAUAAACUUAAGGAUUGUUGUUGAGUUCUUCAUUGUACUAAAUACGUGUAACAGACAAUCUGAAUAUGUAUGGUUGUUUAUUUGUUUUACGUCUCAUUGAGAAUACCACAUUCAAUGCUAUACUUUGAUGGAUUUCCUACUUUUGACUUUAUUGCAGGUGGGGGCAUUCGUAUCAUUCCAAUACAUCUAGUUUGUAAAUGUCUUUUCAAUAAUUACUCCAUUCCUUAUAUGCAUCAAAGCAUGAAAGACUAGCAUUCCUGGAACACAUCUUCUUUAUCUUAAUGGAGGAAUACAAUAAAUAUUAUCAACACAC